AUGGGAGGAGGAGAGCCGAUGGAUCAUCAUCACCAACGAAUCACGGGCACCAAAUCCGACGGCGUAGCAGCGUCGGACGAUGUGGGCCAGGGGAAGCUAUACUCUCCGAACCACGCGAUCAAAGUCGCUACGAAAUCCGACGAAAACGUGGGCCAGGGGGAACUGUACUCUCCUGACCACGCGAUCAAAAUCACUACGAGCCCUAAUAAAGUCUCAGAGAAGCCUAAGCUUACUUUAGAGUCAGAGGAGGAAGAAGGGGAGAAGCAGAGGAACACGAUGAUGUUGGGGUUGAAGAAUCUUGCGGCGGUUAAGGAUAAAGUAUUAGAGAAACUAACGGCUGCUAAGGUUCCAUCGGAGUCGCUAGAAAACUCGAAACAGUUUUUGGAAGGUGUGAUUAAGGAUUUCGCUGGAGCGGCGCAGGGUAUGACGAAAGACGCGUUGCAUCGGAUUAAAACCCAUCUCUCUGAUGUUCUUCCGUCUGUCUCUCCUGCCGUCACUGAAAAGAUGGUGGACGAUGCGGAGAAGGAAGCAAUCAACGGAGAGGAAGAAGAUGAGAGAAAGUCAAAAGAGAGGUCCGGUGAAGAAUUCGCGGGAAAGUCGCCGACUGUGUUUCCGGCGUCUUCGUUUUCCGCCUCUCUCACUAAACCUUUCUCAAAGCUUUGA
Molecule: messenger RNA, 663 nt
Organism: Thlaspi arvense
Lineage: Eukaryota; Viridiplantae; Streptophyta; Magnoliopsida; Brassicales; Brassicaceae
Source: the annotation of a GenBank genome assembly